AUGAUUGUCGCUUUCAUGGAAGAUAAGCAUGCGAAAUGGGAUGAACAUAUAGAGGAAUUCGCAUUCGCCUAUAACUCAGCCAUUCAUGAAGCUACUCGCUCAAGCCCUGCUUUCCUCAACUACGGGCGACAUCCAGCGCCCCCCUGCACAGUCCGACGCGAGGAGGAGCGUGCGGCGGUUCUACAAUUGGAGGCUACAGCCCGUGACGAAUGGCGCGACCGCAUGAAAAAACUCGUCGAAGUACGAGCUGGAGCUCUGGAAAAUAGCAAGGCCGCGCAGACGCGACAGGAAAAGUACUUUAACGACUGCCAUCGCGACGUCGUCUAUAAUGUCGGUGACAAAGUCUGGGAGAAAAAUCAUGUCCUCUCUUCGGCGGCUAAAGCCAUUGCCGCCAAACUCUGCCCAAAAUUCUGUGGUCCGUUCAUCGUGACUAAACGUUUGGGAAUGAAUUCCUACCUGCUCCAAUCAGAAAAUGGAGUAAAUAUUGAAAAAGUAGCUGUAAAUCAGCUUAAAAUAUGCAACGACAACGAACAAUUCCCCCACGACGCCUCCUCAGAAUCGGUAGACGACACAGAAGGGCAACAUAAUUUGGCUAUUCGGGAGAAGAACCCAGAGGCAGCGGGUCGUUCGGCGACUCAGGCCUCUACUACAGUGGCUACGCCUUCUCCUACAGCUGACCUGACUUCUCAGCCAGUUUCAAGCCAAGCUCCACCCGCCCAGGAGGCGGUAGCUCCACGUAAGAGAGGCAGGCCCCGUAAGUCCUGCCUAAAUCUACCGCCUGCGUGGCCACCAGUUAUACUUUCACCUCGCCGACUACGUUCGCGACACAAUCCCUCAUCGUAG
This is a messenger RNA of Phymastichus coffea, 843 nucleotides long. RefSeq lists its product as uncharacterized. The transcript has a single exon. NCBI's taxonomy places the organism in Eukaryota, Metazoa, Arthropoda, Insecta, Hymenoptera, Eulophidae. The record is from RefSeq and is a predicted model, not a curated record. Gene Ontology annotation, molecular function: nucleic acid binding. Bases 1 to 843 code for a protein of 280 amino acids.